GAUAAUUGCCGCAGUCUUUUUUCUUGUAUUCGGCACGUGAAGUUGAAAGAAUUAAAUUUGGAAAAAUUCAAACAAGUUGUAGAAAAUGUUGUCCGCUGCACGAGCUUUAAGUAGAAAGGCUCUCGAUUGUUCCAGAGUUAAUUUCGAUAUUACUGGAAAGCGAAAUUUCUCGCAGCUAUUAAAUAACAAACCCUCGUACUUGUACUCCCCACAUCCCAAAUAUGACAGCCAGUUCCGAAAUAAAUCCGAAGGUGUCAAAGGUGCCGUUAUCGGUAUCGAUUUGGGCACCACAAACUCCUGUGUGGCCGUUAUGGAGGGCAAACAGGCGAAGGUAAUUGAAAAUUCAGAAGGGUCCCGAACGACUCCCUCUGUGGUUGCCUUUACCAAGGAUGGGGAACGCCUGGUUGGUAUGCCCGCAAAACGUCAAGCCGUCACAAAUUCCGCAAACACCUUCUAUGCCACAAAACGUUUGAUCGGUAGGAGAUUCGAGGAUCCGGAAGUUAAAAAAGAUAUGAAUAACAUUUCAUACAAAAUCGUGAAAGCUUCCAAUGGUGACGCUUGGGUUCAGGCUACCGAUGGAAAGAUGUACUCGCCCAGUCAGAUCGGCGCUUUCGUUUUGGUUAAAAUGAAGGAAACAGCGGAGGCUUAUCUUGGCACGAAGGUUAAAAAUGCCGUUAUUACCGUACCGGCUUAUUUCAACGAUUCGCAACGCCAGGCUACUAAAGAUGCUGGCCAGAUCGCUGGAUUGAACGUGUUGAGAGUUAUCAACGAGCCUACCGCCGCUGCUUUGGCUUACGGCAUGGAUAAAACUGAAGACAAAAUCAUUGCCGUUUACGACUUGGGUGGUGGCACUUUCGAUAUCUCCAUCUUGGAAAUUCAGAAGGGCGUAUUCGAGGUGAAAUCGACCAACGGCGACACCUUCUUGGGAGGUGAAGACUUCGACAACGUCCUAGUGAAUUUCCUUGUAUCCGAAUUUAAGAAAGAGCAGGGUAUCGACAUCACGAGAGACCCCAUGGCGAUGCAGCGUCUCAAAGAAGCCGCCGAGAAGGCAAAGUGCGAACUGAGCUCUUCGUUACAAACCGACAUUAACCUGCCUUACUUGACGAUGGACGCCUCCGGUCCAAAACACAUGAAUCUGAAGUUGUCGAGGUCCAAAUUCGAGAGCUUGGUGGGAGACCACAUCAAGAGAACGAUCCAGCCCUGCCAGAAAGCAUUAAAAGACGCCGAAGUGGGGAAAUCUGACGUGGGAGAGGUGCUUUUGGUUGGAGGCAUGACCAGGAUGCCGAAAGUGCAGAGCACCGUACAGGACAUCUUCGGGAAACAGCCGAGUCGUGCCGUAAACCCGGAUGAAGCCGUAGCCGUCGGCGCUGCCGUUCAAGGAGGCGUCUUAGCGGGAGACGUCACCGACGUCCUCCUACUGGACGUCACCCCGUUGUCUCUCGGUAUCGAAACUCUAGGGGGCGUCUUUACGAGACUCAUCAACAGGAACACCACCAUCCCCACGAAGAAGAGCCAAGUCUUUUCGACGGCCGCCGACGGACAGACCCAGGUGGAGAUUAAAGUACAUCAGGGCGAGCGCGAAAUGGCGGGUGAUAACAAACUGCUUGGACAAUUCUCCCUGGUGGGCAUCCCGCCGGCGCCAAGAGGAGUGCCUCAGAUCGAGGUUACGUUCGACAUCGACGCCAACGGCAUCGUACACGUCUCCGCCAGGGACAAGGGCACUGGAAAGGAACAGCAGAUAAUCAUCCAGUCGUCGGGAGGUCUGAGCAAAGACGAGAUCGAGAAUAUGGUCAAGAACGCCGAGCAGUACGCGCAGCAAGAUAAGGUCAAGAAGGAUAGGGUGGAGGCUAUCAAUCAAGCCGAGGGAAUCGUCCACGAUACUGAGUCGAAGAUGGAGGAGUACAAGGAUCAGCUGCCCAAGGAGGAGUGUGACAAGUUGAAGGAGGAGAUCGCCAAGGUUAGAGAGUUCUUGACCAAGAAGGACGAGGCCGAUCCCGAGGAGAUCCGCAAGGCCACCACAACGUUGCAGCAGUCUUCGCUUAAGUUGUUCGAAAUGGCGUACAAAAAGAUGGCGGCAGACAGAGAAAGCGCCAGCGGUAGCGGCCAGGACCAGCAGCAGCAGCAGGGCGAGGAAUCCAAAGAAAAGAAGGAAGGUCAGAAUUAAGUUAGCGCGACCGACCAACGUCGACCGUACAAACAUUUUUAGUGUAAAAUAUGUGAUGAAAUCAUGUUCUGAAGGUGCCACUUUAUUACGAUGAAAUACACCUUCGCCAACAUAGGUUUUCCAAUGAAAAAUUGCAGAUUGUGUUUAUGUGCAAUUUGGGUUUGGGAAAUUACAAAUUCAAAUCGGAGACUGACUGCGGUGUGUGUGUUGAAUGAUGGAUGUCGUUACGGAGUUUGUAUUAGUUCCACUGUUUUUUUUUAAUAGUUGUAACUGUUUUUAUCUCAAUGUGUUAUGAAUUUCUGCUAAUUAGUACAAUAUAUUUCAUAUAAAAUGUG
This is a messenger RNA of Anoplophora glabripennis (Asian longhorned beetle), 2499 nucleotides long. RefSeq names its product heat shock 70 kDa protein cognate 5 (gene Hsc70-5). Gene Ontology annotation, biological process: protein refolding; cellular response to unfolded protein. The coding region runs from base 86 to 2164 and encodes 692 amino acids. Gene Ontology annotation, molecular function: ATP-dependent protein folding chaperone; ATP binding; misfolded protein binding. NCBI's taxonomy places the organism in Eukaryota, Metazoa, Arthropoda, Insecta, Coleoptera, Cerambycidae. The record is from RefSeq and is a predicted model, not a curated record. The transcript is spliced from 6 exons. Gene Ontology annotation, cellular component: cytoplasm; mitochondrion.